Molecule: messenger RNA, 2891 nt
Organism: Cavia porcellus (domestic guinea pig)
Lineage: Eukaryota; Metazoa; Chordata; Mammalia; Rodentia; Caviidae
Product: T-cell surface glycoprotein CD1b3-like
Exons: 6
Coding region: 129-1127 (332 amino acids)
Biological process (GO): antigen processing and presentation, exogenous lipid antigen via MHC class Ib; immune response; positive regulation of T cell mediated cytotoxicity
Cellular component (GO): external side of plasma membrane
Molecular function (GO): exogenous lipid antigen binding; endogenous lipid antigen binding; lipopeptide binding
Source: RefSeq, a predicted model, not a curated record
UACAGAAUUUGUAUGGGGAAGAGAUCUGUCAGUUGCAAGAGAGGAAGUGACUAGAGGUACAAAGAAAGAGUUGCUGAACUCAGAGAUUAAAAGCAAGCUGUGGAAUUAGAAUUUCUUUCUUCAGUGAAAUGCUGCUGCUGGAACUGGUAUUUUUUGCAGUUCUCUUCCCAGUUGGUGACACUCAGGAUGCCUUCCAAGAACCAAUCUCUUUCCAUAUCACUCAAAUCACAUCUUUUGCCAACAGUUCUUGGGUGAAAUAUCAGCUCUCAGGCUGGUUGGGAGAUUUACAGAUUCAUGACAUGGACAGUGAUUCAGGCACUGCCAUAUUCCUGAAGCCCUGGUCUAAAGGCAACUUCAGCAAUGAAGAAAUGUCUGAAGUGGUGGAGCUAUUUCGGGUCUAUAUCGUUGCAUUCAUUCGAGAAACAAAAGCCCACGUGAAUGCCUUGCAGAUGGAAUACCCUUUUGAGAUCCAGGGCAUUGCAGGCUGUGAGCUGCAUUCUGGAGGUGCCAUUGUAAGCUUUUUGCAAGGAGCCUUUGGAGGACUGGACUUUGUGAGUUUCAAGAAUUCUACUUGUGUUCCUGCCCCAGAAGGUGGCAGCAGGGCACAGAAGGUCUGCAAACUACUUGCUCCAUAUCACGAUAUCUUCUACACUGUGGAGAAGCUGCUUUAUGAAACCUGUCCUCAAUAUCUCCUGGGUGUCCUUGAAGCAGGAAAGGCAGAUCUACAGAGGCAAGUAAAACCCAAUGCAUGGUUGUCCAGUGAUUCCACUCAUGAGCGUGGCCAUCUGCAGCUGGUGUGUCAUGUCUCUGGAUUCUACCCAAAGCCUGUGUGGGUGAUGUGGAUGCGGGGUGAGCAGGAGCUGUCUGAAACUCAGAGAGGGGACAUCCUGCCCAAUGCUGAUGACACAUGGUAUCUCCGAGUGACCCUGGAUGUGGUGACUGCGGAAGCCACUGGUCUGUCUUGCCGAGUGAAGCACAGCAGUCUAGGAGGACAGGACAUUGUCCUCUAUUGGGGACACUCCAAUCCCAUUGGCUGGAUCAUUUUGGCAAUAGUUUCCUGUUUAAUCUUUUUCCUGUGUUUUGCAUUAUGGUGUUUUAGACGCUUGCCAUAUGAAGGCAUCUUCUGAGACCUCAUGGUGUCAUAUUGAGUGAUUGGAUUUCACAAUGAGAAGCCCAGAAAGUUAGUUGUUAAUACAGUAAUCAAUCUUGUUAUAUUUCAUAAAAUAACUACUGCUUUUAAAUAACAUUGUAAGAUAAACCACAAUAUAUAUCAGUAUAAAAUGAACUUAUUUUGAAAUGGUAUCAACAGUAGUUCCACCCGAAUGUCAUAAUUUAUCAGAUGUAUUCCCUGCAGUCCUUAAAAUGACAAGAUGUUUUAUCUUUUUUAUUUUGUUGAUUUUGUGUGUCAUUUUAAUUUAUUUUCAAGUAGGAAACUGCAAUUACAGUACCAUAUCUUAUUUAUCUUGUUGAGAAUGCAUGUAGGUGGACUCAGUUUGUGAAUAUUUUGUUUAGGGCUAUGGAUUUGUGUUCUUUUAUUUUUUGCCAUGAUCUUGUCAGGUAUUGAUGUUAAGGAAGUUUUGCCUACUAAAAUAUGUUGAAAAAUGUUCCUUCCAUUUUGUCCCUGGAGUACGCAGAAAUGUACAUUUUUGUUGUUGCAAUGAUUUGUCAGAAGAGUUUUUAAAUAAAGUUUUAACUUUUAUAGACUAUUUAAAAAAAUAAGUGUACCUCUAUUCACAUAAUCCGUUUGGAUAUGCAUUUUUGUCAGCAUAGUAAUUUGUAGUUUUUGUACAUUGUUCAAGUUAUCCAAAUUACGUUUAUUUCUAAUAACUGGUUCAUGUUUUUAUGAUCUUGUCAAUGUCUGUAAGACUUUUAGUGUGUAAUUAUUUAAACUUGUAUUGAAAAUUUUUUUCCAUCCCUUGUUCCUUUUACCUCAUGCUCACCAGACAGGCACUUAUGCCACUGAUCUAAAUCCCCAGUCCUCAUAUUUUUUAUUGUUUCUUUUUUUUUUCUUGGUAAUGGGGAUCAAUUCUAGGCUGUUCAUGUGAGGCAAGGACUCUAUCUCUGCACUACACUACCAGCCUACUCUUAUUCUUUGUCUCACUGUGACAAGAGUUUUAUCAAUUCCUAAAGUUUUCAAAGAACUACCUUUUGACCAUGUUGGGCCUGUCAUUAUAUUAUUAUUAUUUUCUCUCUGUUCCUUAGACAUUAUUUUUAUAUUCCUUUCACCACUUUCUUUUUUCACCUUUUUGUCUACUUUCUUUUUGUUAUUUUGAGACAACAUCUUGCUACUCCAGGCUGGCCUUGAAUUUGCUUUGCAGACCAGGCUGGCCUCAUAUUCAAAGCUGUGUACUUGCAUCAGCCUCCCUAUUGCUGGAAUAAGAGAUGCGAGCCACAAUGCUGAGUAAUAUUUCUGACUUGUUAAUGUAGGUUCUUCAGUAACUUACUUUUAGCUGUUUUUUUCCUGUUAGGCGUUUCAAGAUUUAAAAGAUUCAUUAAACGUGGUUUCAGUGCAUAUCUAAAAUUUUGGUCUGCUGCAUUACCUUUGUUCAUGUAUUUUCUAGUUUCCACUUUUUAGCAUGUUAGGUAUCUAGAAUUUGCAUUUCAGAACUUCCAUACAUGAGGAAUUUUCUGGCUAUCUUUUAAUCACAGAUUUUUAAAAAUCAUGAUUACAGUGUUUCUGAGAAAAUAUUUCAUUGUGUUCAGGCUUUUGAAGUUUAUUUAUAUUGCUUUAUGGGAAAACAUAUUAGUUAAAUGAAUGUUUCACACUCAAAAGUACUAUGUUUCUCUUUGAAAAAUUCUGAGUUUUAAACAUAUCAUGGAGUCAUGCUGUUUAAAUCUUAUACUUAGUGAUUUCUUUGUAUUCACAGAGGUAUAUUAAAAACUGUCAAAUC